AUGACGGAGUAUGCCACUGACCCAGAGACGAUCCAGGAGUUCGUUCAUGCGCGCAACCGCACCGCGAACUGGGUGACCGUCCACUCAACUGGACUCCAGUUUGUCACACCCUCUGCGCCGCCGUCGAUGUACAGCGACGAAGAUGCACCAAGCUAUGGGCCCUCCGACUCCGAAGCCUCCAGCCACUCUGUCCCGCCCCGCAUGCUCCUCCGCUACAACGACGGCCGGCCAGACAUCCCCAUCUCCAACGACUCAGCGAGCGGAAGCCGUGGCAGAAGCGGACCCUCUCGCCACUCGCGGUCUCGGUCUGGUUCUCUUUCUCCCACCUCACCCGCCGACCAGCGCAUGCCGCCCCACCACGCCCAGUCUCUCUCCUACGCCUCUGGCUCCCGCUACGCUGCCGCCGCGGAGACGCACCUGCAGGCGACACCAGAAAACAUCCGCAUUCUGCCCUCUGCGUCACGGGCGCCCGAAGACCCCCGCCGAGCGCGGGCGUCAAGCACAUCGCCGCAGGGUGCCUUCCCACCGCACCAGCCCUCGGUGCACGAUAGAGUUCCCGCCCUCGCAGAUCCCUUCCACCCCUCGAAUCGUGCGGUGCACCCGCACGCCCACGCGCCCUCGUCCCGCUCGCGCGCCCAUCCCCAGCCCAUCCCCAUCCCCGCCUCCCCGCCCUCCAUGCACCCCCACUCCCAGUCGGUACCGCACAGCAGCGGCUCGCGCUUCUACGAGGCUCCCAGCAUCGCCGCGACCCACACCCCGCACGCGCCCCAGCCAGGCCUCCCGUACACGUACGCGCCCCCUGCGAUCGUCUACGCCCCGUCCGGACGGAAGCACCGGUCGAAUUACCAGCCUCCCGCUAUUGUCUACUCGCCUUCUUCGCACGCCCAUCGUCGCGCGCCCGGAAUGGCUUACAGCCGCUCCGACCCCACUCCGCAGCCGAACCCGUACGGAUACUCUCCAGAGGCUUCCGCGGGCCAUGCGCCAUAUCCGUCCGCGCACGGGUCGUCCCAGCGCCAGCGCCAUCAGUCCAUGGGCGCAACGAUGGGGCGGGAACGCGAGCCCCCGCGCGGACGCAGCUACACGCCCGGCCGCGACCGCUCGCGGACGCGCGACACGACUCCCGCGCUGAGCGAGAGCGAGACCUCGAGCGACGACUCGGGGAGCACGUACUACGUCCUCCCGUCCCCCGGCCAGAAAGUGCAGAUCAUCGUACCGAACGCGGCGUCGAUAUACGCGAGCACGCCGUCGCCGCCAAAGUCGCGCCCCCCGCCGCGCUCGGGGCGGGUCUCGCCCACGUCGCCCACGUCCUCCGCGAGCUCCGCGAAGCGGCCGUUCUUCCAGCGGCUCUUCUUCCGCAACUCGGGCUCGGGCUCGCUGGAGUCGCGCGGCUCGAGCGGUCAGGGUAAGCGUCUCCGCGGUCGGAUCCCGGUGCCCUGGCGGUCGUGA
Epithele typhae is the source of this 1446-nucleotide messenger RNA. RefSeq lists its product as uncharacterized. Lineage: Eukaryota; Fungi; Basidiomycota; Agaricomycetes; Polyporales; Epitheliaceae. The coding region runs from base 1 to 1446 and encodes 481 amino acids. The record is from RefSeq and is a predicted model, not a curated record. The transcript is spliced from 3 exons.